Vidua chalybeata is the source of this 1460-nucleotide messenger RNA. RefSeq names its product zinc finger protein 239-like. The record is from RefSeq and is a predicted model, not a curated record. Gene Ontology annotation, biological process: regulation of transcription by RNA polymerase II. The coding region runs from base 193 to 1005 and encodes 270 amino acids. NCBI's taxonomy places the organism in Eukaryota, Metazoa, Chordata, Aves, Passeriformes, Viduidae. Gene Ontology annotation, molecular function: DNA-binding transcription factor activity, RNA polymerase II-specific; RNA polymerase II cis-regulatory region sequence-specific DNA binding. The transcript is spliced from 2 exons.
GAUUGGUGAGAGCGGGGCGAAGCACGGCCCCGCUGGCGGCCUGAGGGCGGCCCUGGCUGGGCAGCGGCGCCAUUGGCGGAGCGUCUGUGCGGGCCCGGGAGCGGCGGCAGCGGCCGGAGGCCGGGGAGGCGGCAUUGGCGGAGCUGGGAGGCGGCCCCGGCGCAGGAUUUGUCAUUCCCAGGGCAUGGCUGGAUGGAGGAGGAGGAAAAGCCCCAGAGAUCCUGCACGGGGAAUGGCUGCAAACCCAGCCCAGGGAGCUGCGGAGAGGAAAGAGACCCCCUGAGCCAGGAAGGCGGUCGGAGAUCCAGCCGGAGCUCGGAGCUGGUGGAGAAGGCUCAUGUCAGGGAGAAGCCACACAAGUGCUUGGAAUGUGGGCAGGGCUUCAGCCGGAGCUCCCACCUGAUCCAGCACCAGAGGAUCCACACUGGGGAACGGCCCUACGAGUGUGGGGAGUGUGGGAAGAGCUUCAGACACAGCUCCAGCCUGAUCCAGCACCAGAGGAUCCACACUGGGGAAUGGCCCUACGAGUGUGGGGAGUGUGGGAAGGGUUUCAGAGAGAGCUCCAAACUGAACCAGCACCAGGUAGUCCACACUGGGGAACGGCCCUACACGUGUGGGAGGUGUGGGAAGGCUUUCAGAGAGAGGUCCAGCCUGUUCAAGCACCAGGUGAUCCACACUGGGGAACGGCCCUACACCUGCUUGGAAUGUGGGUGGAGCUCUGCCCUGAGAAUACACCAGUGCAUCCACACAGGGGAGAGGCCCUACGAGUGUCCCCAGUGUGGGAAGAGGUUUCAGAGCAGCUCUGAUCUCCUCAAACAUGAGCGGAUUCACACAGAGGAGAGGCCCUUCCGCUGCCCCGACUGCAGGAAGGGCUUCAAGCACAACUCCAGCCUCACCAAGCACCGGCGCAUCCACACUGGGGAGAGGCCCUACCAGUGUGGGGAGUGUGGGAAGAGCUUCUCCAGCAGCUCAACCCUGAAGAAACACCAACAGAGGCACCACUAAGGGAAGCCCUGUGAGUGCCCCGAGUGAGGGAAGAGCUUCGAGUGAGGGAGGAGAGUGAGGGAAGUGCUUCGUGCGCUGCUCCAGCUCCAUCCCCCAUGGGAGGUUCCGGGCUGGAUGAUCCCCAGUGACCCCCGUUGGGCAGAGCCCUGGUGCCCCCGUAUGGGGAAUAAAACAGAGAGUAAAACAAUGGAGCCGGUAAAGGGGCCCGAUAUCUGAGACCUGACUGAGCAGAAACUGUGGGGGACACAGACACAGUUUAAGUCUCCCUGGGCAAGAAGUGACCAAGCAUCCUGUUGUGAGACUUUGUGAUAAGAUAAUGUUCCCAGGUGAUGGGAUGUCAUGAAGAAUGUGUAAGCAAUGGCAAUUGUUAGCAAACAUCGAGCCCUAUAAGCACCACACAAGUAAAACCCUGUAUAAACGCCUGGUACCCUCAAUAAAAUUGGCUUCUGAUCUGA